AUGAAUUCUGAAGUACAAAUUAUUAACUCUUCUAUUAGUGAAAAUAUUCAUACUGCCAUUAGUAAAAAUGUUCACAUUAUUAGCAAAAAUGAGAAUGAAGGUCCUAUUUAUGAAACUCUUGAAACUACUACAGCCAAUGAAGGCACUAAAACAACUGCUAAUAAAAGUUCUGAAGUAGUUUCUAUUAAUAAAAAACAUAAAAGAGACAAGUCAGAAUUAUGGAUGUUUAAAGAUAGUCAUUUUAUUAAACACGAUCCUCAGAAAAGUAUAAAUUUUGCUUUAU
Cetraspora pellucida is the source of this 283-nucleotide messenger RNA. NCBI's taxonomy places the organism in Eukaryota, Fungi, Glomeromycota, Glomeromycetes, Diversisporales, Gigasporaceae. The record is from the annotation of a GenBank genome assembly.